AUGCAUCCCUCCAUUUCCAAUCGGUACGGGGAAUCGCCGCCUCCCUACGAGGAAGUCAUGUCUGGGCAGUACCUGGAAGCUUCCACCUCAGCUCGAGAGGACGGCAGGAUCGAUGUGACCGUCAAGGUGAAGCAGCCAGGUUUGGAAAGCCUCUUACCAGACAACCGAUCAGCAGAUAGCCCACGAUUGCCGGAAGUCCCUCUCAGCGCAGUUAAACCACUGAAUACUGUUAUGCAGAUCGUGGGAAGCACAGGUUUGUUAGCGCCAGUUCCUUUUCCACAAUGCACUAUUGCUAACGGGUUUGCCGGACUUCACCAGAUGUUCAGCCAUUCAGGUACCCGUCUACGCAAAGAUGGCCAUCGGAUUCGGCUCGCAACCCAUGAGAAUCUCAAGGACUUUAUUCGAGAUUCUGGACUGGAGUUCUUUCCAAUCGGCGGCAACCCCGAGGGAUUGAUGAUUUGA
This is a messenger RNA of Aspergillus lentulus, 462 nucleotides long. The record is from RefSeq and is a predicted model, not a curated record. Lineage: Eukaryota; Fungi; Ascomycota; Eurotiomycetes; Eurotiales; Aspergillaceae.